AUGUCGGAUGACACACUUGUUUACAAUGGUGGAUCUGGGCAUGAGCUCCUUACACAGCCAAGAUCAUUGUUUCAGGGAUUGCCGGUUAGUUUGUAUGGACAAAGAAUUUGGUACAAAUUACCAUUUGAAGAUUUGAAAGAGCUUAGGAUAUUGUGUGAGGGUACUGAGAAUUUCGAGAGGAUGUGUGAAGCAGCUAAGUGGACUAGGAUGAUUGAGAUUUAUAUGGAGAAAGAUGAAGAUUGUGAAGGGGAUCACGGUAAUGAGGAAGGAAGAAAUGACGAUCAAAAUAUGGAAAGAGGCGCUGAUCAGGUUGAGCAAAGAGGAAGAGAUGAUAAUAAUGAAGAUGGAAGAGAUAAUAAUACUGAUGAUGGAAGAGAUCAAGACAGAGAAGAUGGACGAGAGGUAUACGAGAUGUGUGAAGAAGAAGCUCAGGUUGAAGAAGUAGUGGCUAAGUUUUUUGAAGAGGAGGAGAAUGAUGACUACCAACGAACUCCUACUACAUCAGACAACGAAGGAAGAAAAAUCCAGAGGUGUCCUUAUGAUAGGUGGGUAAGAGGAAGUGGAGAACUCAAGAUUAAGCAAGUGUUUGAAAGCGUGAAAGAGUUUAGAGAAGCUGUGAUUGAGUACGCAUUGAAAGGAGGUUGGAAUAUACGGUUUAAUAGGUGGGGAGCUGUGAAGUCUGAGGCAUUGUGUGGUAUUGAGAAGUGCAGUUGGAGAGUCUACUGUUCUUAUGAGGAUUCAAUUGCUAUGUGGAUGAUAAAGACGUUUCAAGAGAACCAUACCUGUUUCAAAGAUGGUCGAUGCAAAAUCUUGUCACAACAAGUGAUAUGUGACAUGUUCAUCCAUGAACUGAGAAAUGAUCCUCUACUCAAACCAGUCAUUAUGCAGCAGAGAAUCCAUGACCGUUACGAUGUGGCUCCUUCACAUAAUCAAUGCCGUAAAGCGAAGAAAAAAGCAUUGGAGCUUAUUGAAGAAGAAUUCAAAGAACAAUAUUCAAGGAUGAAAGAUUACAGAGAUGAACUUAAAGCGAGAAACCCACACUCGACAGUGGAGGUUAGAACUGAGAUUAAUGCGGUUGGGGUAGAAGUUUUUGACAGUUUUUACAUGUGUUUUUCUGGGCUGCGUGAUACAUGGAAAGGCCAUUGCCGACCAAUCUUCGGAAUAGAUGGCUGUUUUCUCAAGUCCAAUUCCAAAGGACAGCUCUUGGCAGCCGUUGGGAGAGAUGCAAACAAUCAGAUCUACCCUUUCGCUUGGGCAGUUGUGCAAGUGGAGAACAGCGAGAGUUGGUUGUGGUUCAUUCGUCACUUGAAAAACGACUUAGGCCUUGGAAAUGGUGAAGGAUUCACUGUCAUUUCUGAUAGGCAAAAGGGACUACUCUUUGCUGUGAACCAAGAAUUACCAGAGAUUGAGCACCGUAUGUGUGCAAGACAUAUUUAUGGUAAUAUAAGGAAGGAUCAUCCUAGGAAGCCGCAGUUGAAGACCAAGUUUUGGCGUGUGGUUGAUAGUUUCAAUGAGGAAGAUUAUGAAAUAAAUCUGGCGCAACUGAAGAAAUAUGAUAGUGAUAUCUAUGAGGCCUUCAUGAGUAGAAAUCCAAGAAACUGUAGCCGGGCUUUCUUCAAGACCGAUUCAUGCUGUGAAGAUGCACUUAAUAACUUCUCAGAGAGUUACAACAAUACACUUGAAAAGGCGAGAGCAAUGCCAUUGAUUCAGAGUUUGGAAACCAUGAGGAGGCAAACUAUGAUGAGGAUAGCGAUGAGAAGGAAAAUGACGCAGAAGCAUAAGGCCACACACUCUCUAAAGGUUGCUCUAGUGAUCGCAGAAGAAGAAAAAGCGGUUAAACACUUGAGGACAAUCGCUUCACGCCCUGGUCUGUUUGAAGUUAUGGAUAACGGUCAAUCACACAAGGUUAAUAUGAAGGAGAAGACAUGCAGAUGUAGGAAAUGGGAUCUGACAGGGAUUCCAUGCCGUCACGCGUUACGCGUUGUGUUUGACAACCCGAAAACAUACAAGAAAGAGGACUUGGUUUCUGAUUGGUAUUUGACUACUAAGUGGCAGGAUCAAUAUAUCGAUUCUAUUGGACCGGUCAAUGGGAUGAAAUUUUGGAGAACAAGUGGAGAAACAACGCUUGAGGCACCAGAUACAGAGGUACAAAAGGGUCGGAAAAAAAAUCCACAGAAACGGAUCAAAGGUGUUAAUGAGUCACCAAAAAAGGGAAAAAAGGCCACAAACCAUGGUAGAGAUAUGCAUUGUUACCGCUGCGGUUUGGCUGACCACAACGCUUACAAGUGUCCUAAUUCGGGUGUACCAUUUAAACCUAGGCCGCCAAAAAAAUCCAAAUUGGCUGAUGGUAUGGAAGAUCCAAGACCUGUUGGAAAGAAAGGGCGUAAACCCAAGAAGAAGAAGACAGUAACCGAGGUGGUUGAGUCUCAAGAUCUUGCAGGUCCUAGUCAGCCAACUCAGACUUCUACUCCUGAAUUUGGAGAAUGGGACAGGUGGACAUGA
This is a messenger RNA of Microthlaspi erraticum, 2502 nucleotides long. The record is from the annotation of a GenBank genome assembly. Lineage: Eukaryota; Viridiplantae; Streptophyta; Magnoliopsida; Brassicales; Brassicaceae.